Molecule: messenger RNA, 1827 nt
Organism: Zeugodacus cucurbitae (melon fly)
Lineage: Eukaryota; Metazoa; Arthropoda; Insecta; Diptera; Tephritidae
Product: mediator of RNA polymerase II transcription subunit 30
Exons: 1
Coding region: 111-1190 (359 amino acids)
Biological process (GO): positive regulation of DNA-templated transcription
Cellular component (GO): mediator complex
Molecular function (GO): transcription coregulator activity
Source: RefSeq, a predicted model, not a curated record
UUUGUCGAAAAUAUUGCCAUCCAUUGCAGUAUAUUAAUUAUUUUUGUUUACAGCGCCAGAUUUGCGAUACUUUUAUUAAUUUGCCGAGUUUAAUAUUAUCAUUAUUAAAUAUGUCAGGACAAUAUCCGAGUGGUUACAAUAGUCCACUUGGUGGACACCGUGGACAGUUUAAUCCUCAACAGCAACCACAACAAUCUCCGCAAAUGAUGAAUACAAUGAAUCAAAUGGGCCCCGGUGGAAUGGGUCAGAACGCAAUGGUUGGCGCUGGAGCUGGUGGACAAAUAGGUGUUGGCGGUGGCCCGAUGAUGCCAAUGGGAGGAUAUCAUCCACAACAACAGCAACAGUUGCCAAGUGGUAUGGGUAUGAGUGGACCAGGAAAUAUUAUGAAUACGCCAAUGCAAAUGCAGCAGCAACAACAACAGCAGCAGCAAAUGCAACAACAUGUGCAAAUGGUACAAGGUGGUGGUCCGGUAGGUGUUGGCAUGAUGGGCGUUGGUGGCGGUGGACAAGGGAUCGGUGUUGGCGCUGUAGGAAAUAUAAUGCAGCACGCUCAACAACAACAGCAUAUGGCCACUGGCAUGUCAAUGAAUGUACAACAGCAACAGCAGCAGCAACAACAACAACAACAAGGACAAAUGCCACAUGGUAGUACAGCCGGAAUGAUGCAUACGCAACAGCCUACGACACAGAUUGCCGCUGCAACUGGUAGCAAUAUGUUGGCAAUAUCACAACCGAACCCACACAAGGAAAUAAACAUUGUUUCCCUAUCUCGAUUGGGGCAGGAAACUGUCCAAGACAUUACUUCACGGUUUCAAGAGAUAUUUACAGCACUUAAAAUAAUUCAGCCAACAGGAAAUCGAGAUAACAGUACAGAGAAAAAGGUACAGGAAUAUUUUCGAACAAUACGACUAUUAUUUAAACGCGUACGUAUUAUAUAUGAAAAAUGUAAUGAUGGCUAUCCACAUGGCAUGGAUUAUACAAAUGUCGAGAGUUUGAUAACUUAUAAAGAGGAACAACCCGAUCAUCGUAAUGAACCUGCACAAUGUGAUGAAUAUCGAAAAGCGUUGCAAGAGAACCAGGAACUUAUUGAGACAGUUCGUUUAAAAAAUCGUCAAUUACGCGAAGUAAUUGAUCGUACUCGUAUAAUUAUUUGGGAAAUCAAUACUAUGUUAGCAAUGAGACGUUCUUAGUAUUAGUGCUUAUUUUCAAUACAUUUAUUAAACAAAAAUCAAACAUUUAAAUAUCUUACAACAUACAAUUUGCAUUAUAAUCUAACUGCUUAGUUUCAAUACUUUAGGAUCGAUCAUUUCGGUAAACUUAAUAUUCAUAAAUCGAGUUUCAAACGAAUCAUCUACACUGUAUUUAUAUUUUUGAGGAAUGACAGCAUUUUCGAGACUAUCAUCUGUAAUUAAGUAAAUAUUUAUAUACAUGAAAAACUGUCUUUGGAAAUAAUUUGAAAACUAAACUUGGAUACUUACUUAUUAUAGCAAGCUUUAAAGCUUUAGUGCGUUUAUUGAUGUGUUCGCAUCUGCAGGCUAUGAAUUGUGAUUCGUCAAUUUUAGCGCCAGAAACACGACGAUUAAACUGUAGAAAAAAGGGAAAUAAUAAAAAUAAAUAAUUAAUGUAUGUAUGGCUUAUAUAAAGUAAACCUGCCUUAAAAAUGAUCACAUCUCCCAAUUCGGGUGUUCCGGUCAGUGGUAUACAAAAAGAUAGCAUUUCAUCGAUGUUCAUUGUGCUUAUGCUAUUAUUUAAAGUUUCGGAUAGUUUAUCAAUACGACUUGUCGCCAGAGAUUGGUGUUGGUCAUCAGCAUCACUUAAAUCAAUUAC